Messenger RNA from Gavialis gangeticus (Gharial), 1429 nucleotides. RefSeq names its product chromosome unknown C15orf57 homolog (gene CCDC32). The transcript is spliced from 3 exons. Gene Ontology annotation, biological process: cilium organization. Lineage: Eukaryota; Metazoa; Chordata; Crocodylia; Gavialidae. The record is from RefSeq and is a predicted model, not a curated record. The coding region runs from base 53 to 337 and encodes 94 amino acids.
GGCGCCGCUGCAGGACUCCGCCGUGUAUCUGGCGUCGCUGGAAAGAAGACUGAUGAGAAUUAAGGGUUUGUCUCAGGAAGUGACCUCCAAGGACAUGCUGCAUACUCUUGCCCAAGCAAAGAAAGAAUGCUGGGAUAGGUUUCUGCAGGAGAAAUUUGAGUCUGAAUUUUAUAUUGAAGAACACGAAUCUGAUGAGAGCACUCUGGAAUAUUUAAAGCGGUGGCUCCACCCUGACAAAGUAGCAAUCAGCACUGAAGAAGUCCAGUGCCUAAUUCCUCCAGAAUCUCAUCCGGACAAGCAAGAAGAUGAGGAAGAACCUCCAGCAGCAGAACAGUGAAAUGCACUCCAGACAUGUCAAGCAGUGCCUCCUGUCCAGGGACCAAUAGAGUUCAUUCAGUAGCAGUAACAACAGAUUGGGAGAGGAAAAGUGCCAGUUAUUGGUCAGUAAGCUAUUGGCCUUCGCAGAACGAACUUUGUGACUAGUGGUUGGUAUGGGCAGGGGCGAAGUGCUCUGCAACUCAGUGCAUGCUGGACCUAGAUCUUACUUUUUAUCUCUAUCUCCCAUCUUGUAGCAAUCUAGCCAUUCCAGAUUUAAAGGCAGUUGUUUGUAAUUUACCAAGAGGAGUACAAAGCUUAAAGUGGCUGUUCGGAAGUGUCAGAAAAUCUGAUACUAUACAAUGGAGCAGAUUGAAAUCUUAACAACAGUCAUUUCUGCCUUAUUGGACCUCUUUCUGUAGUUAUAUAUUUCCCAGAAUUACCCUUUGGCUGCUAGCUUCGUGGGCUUUAUUCAGGCAUUGAUCCUUUUCAGCAAGUUGCACUGUGAUGUAAAACUGCACAAUUUGUGUCUGAGUUGGCUCUGAACUGUGUCUUGGAGAGGUAAGAAAUGUAAGUCAUGCCCAGGUUGGGGGGCAGACUGAAGGAGACCCUACUCUCAAACAACUGUUACAGAAGUGUAUUUAACAUUCCCUCUUCUUGUAACAUGCUGGACUAUCAUGUUCAUCAGACAGUCUGAUCUGGAAAGAAUUACUGUAUGCUCUGCUCUGUGUGUCUGUCCCUCCAUUCCUACUCUUGUAACCAUGGAAAGGGACAGACCUGAUCAAAAUCAGGAAAGCAAAUGUAACAUUGGGGGUUGCGAGUAAGCAGCUUACUGCUUUUGUGUUAAAUAGUUCUAUAUGAGACUACCUUUUAAGCCUGUUCUUUUUACAUAAAUUUACUUUGUCUUUUGAUCCUUUGUUGCCUAUGCAGAAUUGUCCCUGUAAUUCUUAUUGGAAUGAGUCUUGACUCUUACUGUGUAGCUGCAAUUUCUCUUCUGUGAUUUGGCAAUAAAAACAAGCAGAGAAUAGCAGCCUGCACCUGCUGCUGAGGACAGUUCUUAAAGGAAAACUAGCAAUUAUUUCUUAUGCUUUAUAGAGCUGGAUCUGCAUUUGGA